This is a messenger RNA of Hibiscus syriacus, 669 nucleotides long. RefSeq names its product codeine O-demethylase-like. NCBI's taxonomy places the organism in Eukaryota, Viridiplantae, Streptophyta, Magnoliopsida, Malvales, Malvaceae. The coding region runs from base 1 to 669 and encodes 222 amino acids. The record is from RefSeq and is a predicted model, not a curated record. The transcript is spliced from 4 exons.
AUGAUCGAUGCAAUCUCCAGACUUCAAGUUAGAAGAAAUGAGGCGAGAAGGGGAAUCAGACUUUGCCGUGGGAAAGUGUCAAUGCAUGGUGGUGUAGCGAACUUCAUUGAAGAAGGAUCGAUACAGUGGGCGUCAGGUUUCAAGGAGAAAGAAAGGGAUGAACCUAAUGACAUGAGAGUUCUGUUUGAAGAUGGGCUUCAAGCGAUGAGGAUGAUCUAUUAUCCCCCAUGUCCAGAGCCGGAGAUCGCAAUUGGUCUAUGCGCUCAUUCUGAUCCCAUUGGCCUCACCAUUCUACUCCAGAUCAACGAGAUGGAAGGCCUUCAAGUCAAGAAAGAUGGUGCUUGGGUCCCCAUUAAACCCCUACAAAAUGCUUUUGUCGUCAACGUCGGAGACAUCAUGGAGAUUGUAUCCAAUGGGGUAUACCCGAGCAUCGAGCACCGUGCGACCGUGAACUCCGUUAAAGAAAGGCUUUCAAUUGCCACGGUUUACAGCCCGAGAUUGGAUGGAGAUGUUGGUCCAGCACCAAGCCUGAUUUCUCCAGAAAAUCCACCGCUCUUCAGGAGAAUAGGUGUUGCUGAUUACUUCAAAAAUCUGUACACACGCGAGCUCCAUGGAAAAGCCUAUUUGGAUUUCUUGAGGGUUCAGCCAGAGGAAAUCAUUAAAAGCUAG